GAAAUUUUUCAAUUUAGAUUAAAAUUUUUAUCGACUUUGAAACUUAUUUAUAAACAGUUGUUUUGAAAAAUGCUGUCCAAUUUUUUGAGUCUUUCAUUCAUAGAACUUUAGAAAAGUCAUUCCAGUGGAGCGCAAAGACUUUCAUGCAGUCGACAUCAGCAGAAAAAGCGAGAAUGUCUGCCAAGAAGGAAGAGCCACGCUAUUGUGUUUGUGUCGUCACAAGACACGUUUACAUGGGGCGAAGUUGAGGUAAAAGAUUGCAAACGAUUAUUCACUAGAACGUGCGAAAAAGUCAAGACAAGCGAGACAAAGAAAUACUGGACAAACAAAGGAAGGAAAUGAAAAGAUGAGACAACUUCCGAAAUUUUUGAAAAUUAAAUUUUUGGGAAGGUGGAAAAAGAGAGAUUCGAUGUUACAAGUAUUUUUAUUUGACAUAUUGAAAUUGAAAUAAGCAAAAUAAAUCGAGGAAGAAAUUGACCGUCAUCAUGAAGCUCCCAGUUUCUUGCACAUGGGUCCUGGUUCUGGUGGUCAUUGGUCCAGGUCGAGGCAUGGGAUUUUUUAGUGGGAAAGACGUAGUACGUGGAGAAAGCACAAUAAAAAUAGGAGUUAGUGAGAGAGGCACUUUAUCAAGAGGUUCUGGAAUUGGCUCUGGAAAAGGUGGAGUGGGAAGAGGUUCUGGUGUAAGGUUGGGUGAGGGUAGAGGUAAUAUUACUCGACAAAAAGCUGCAGCAUUUACCACUACAACCUCUACUACAACCACUACACCUCUGCCUCACUUUACUCAUGCUCCUCAGCUACCUACCUCAGGUGGUAGCAGUCAAAAUAUCUCUUACCUGAAGGUAGGAAUGGUGGUGCCAUUUAAGACUUUUGGGUUUCGAGAGUACAAAAAAGCUGCCUUGACUGCGAUCAGUGCACUGCAAAGAAGCACCCGAGGACCAAGAUUAGGACUGUUUGAUCGUUAUGAUAUCCACGUGGAUAUAACAAUGAAGGAGCUUACUCCAAGUCCAACUGCAAUUCUCAAAUCACUUUGUAACGAAUUUCUCACGGGAAAUGUUUCGGCAAUUCUUUACCUCAUGAAUUAUGAGACAUAUGGGCGGAGUACAGCAAGUGCUCAGUAUUUCUUACAGCUUGCUGGCUACUUGGGGAUUCCUGUGAUCGCCUGGAAUGCUGAUAAUUCUGGUUUGGAAAGGAGAGCUUCGCAGAGUAGUCUGCAAUUGCAGCUGGCGCCUUCUCUGGAACACCAAACUGCUGCUAUGUUGAGUAUUUUAGAACGAUAUAAAUGGCACCAGUUUAGCGUAGUGACUUCUCAAAUUGCUGGUCAUGACGACUUUAUUCAAGCAGUCAGAGAACGGAUAUCGGAUAUGCAAGAUACAUUUAAAUUUACUAUUUUGAAUACCAUUUUAGUAACAAAACCUACAGAUUUGUUGGAACUUGUAAAAAGUGAAUCAAGAGUUAUGUUACUUUAUGCUACAAGGGAAGAAGCUAUUCAUAUAUUAAGUGCAGCUAGAGAACUCAAGAUUACAGGAGAAAAUUACGUUUGGGUCGUUACUCAAAGUGUCAUUGAGACCAUGUUGCAGGUACCAAAUCAAUUUCCUGUUGGGAUGUUGGGAGUGCAUUUCGACACAACUAGUCCAAGCUUAGUGAAUGAAAUAGCAACAGCUAUUAAAGUUUAUGCCUACGGUGUUGAAGAUUUUGUAAAUGAUCCGAAAAAUGUCAAUCUUAGUUUGAAUUCCGCACUGAGUUGUGAAGGCCUAGGGGAAUCACGAUGGAAUACCGGAGACAGAUUUUUUAGGUACUUGAAAAAUGUUUCUGUUGAGGGCGAUCAAGGAAAACCAAACAUUGAAUUUACACAAGAUGGAGUUCUGAAAGCUGCUGAGUUGAAAAUAAUGAAUCUCAGACCUGGUACAAGCAAGCAAUUAAUUUGGGAGGAGAUUGGAGUUUGGAAAUCAUGGCAAAAGGAAGGAUUAGACAUAAAAGACAUUGUAUGGCCUGGAAAUUCUCAUACUCCACCACAAGGUGUUCCAGAGAAAUUUUAUUUAAAGAUAACAUUUUUGGAAGAGCCACCAUACAUUAAUCUCUCACCACCCGACCCUGUCAGUGGCAAAUGUUUGAUGGACCGUGGGGUACUUUGUCGUGUCGCCAAGGAGUCAGAAAUGGUUGAGAUGGAUAUUCAGUCAGCCCAGAGAAACGAGAGCUUCUAUCAAUGUUGUAGUGGAUUUUGUAUUGACUUGCUGCAGAAAUUUUCUGAAGAAAUCGGCUUUACAUAUGAGUUGGUGAGAGUUGAAGAUGAAAAAUGGGGAACUCUUGAGAAUGGCAAGUGGAAUGGACUGAUCGCAGAUUUGGUAAACCGAAAAACCGACAUGGUGCUUACAUCUCUGAUGAUAAAUUCUGAUAGAGAAGCAGUGGUUGAUUUCACCGUGCCUUACAUGGAAACUGGAAUUGCUAUCAUAGUAUCAAAGAGAACUGGAAUUAUUUCCCCGACGGCUUUUCUAGAGCCUUUUGAUGCGGCUUCAUGGAUGUUGGUGGGAAUUGUUGCAAUUCACGCUGCCACGUUUAUGAUUUUUCUCUUCGAGUGGUUAUCUCCGUCAGGUUUCAAUAUGAAGAAAAAUCCAGCUGGUAAUCACCGAUUCUCUCUGUCAAGAUCAUAUUGGUUAGUUUGGGCGGUAUUGUUUCAGGCUUCUGUACAUGUUGAUUCGCCUCGAGCGUUCACAGCUAGAUUUAUGACCAAUGUUUGGGCCAUGUUCGCUGUUGUCUUCCUUGCUAUAUACACUGCCAACUUGGCAGCUUUCAUGAUAACUCGAGAGGAGUUUCAUGAAUUUACUGGCUUAGACGACCCACGCUUGAUAAAGCCCUGGUCUCAUAAGCCAAUGUUCAAAUUUGGUACAAUACCAUGGAGCCAUACAGACAGCACUCUAUCCAAGUACUUUAAGGAGAUGUAUUCUUACAUGAAGAAUUUUAAUAAAAGUAAUGUAAAUCAAGGCAUUGAUGCUGUUAAAAGCGGAGAAUUGGAUGCUUUUUUUUAUGAUGGAACUGUUUUGGAUUACUUAGUAGCUCAAGACGAAGACUGUCGAUUAUUAACCGUAGGCUCUUGGUAUGCCAUGACUGGGUAUGGUUUAGCUUUCGCUAGAAACUCAAAAUAUGUGGAAAUGUUCAAUAAAAGGCUACUUGAUUACAGAGAAAAUGGUGAUCUGGAACGCCUAAGAAGAUAUUGGAUGACUGGAUCAUGUAAACCAGGAAAGGAAGUUCAAAAAAGCAGUGAUCCAUUGGCAUUGGAACAAUUUUUGAGUGUUUUCUAUUUGCUGAUGGUAGGAAUAUUAUUCGCAGGAGUAUUUCUUGCCUUAGAACACCUAUACUUUAAAUAUAUCAGACAACACUUACCAAAGAGCGAUCAAGGUGGUUGCUGUGCUUUGAUAAGUUUGAGUAUGGGUAAAUCGUUGACAUUCCGUGGAGCUGUUUUUGAAGCUCAGGACAUAAUACGUCAACAUCGAUGUCGAGAUCCAAUAUGUAAUACGCAUUUAUGGAAAGUUAAACAUGAAUUGGAUAUGGCUAAAGUGAGAAUAAGGCAGCUGGAAAAAGAUCUCGAGACUUCUGGCAUUAAACCAACACAUAGCAAGAAAUCCGAGAAAUUGGGGUGGUGGCGUGGAUGCCUUCAGGGUGAAUUACCAACACAUAUUGAUCACUUAACAGUAGAAGCGCCACAUCCCUUACCACCGUAUUUUGAUUCAUAUUUAGACGCAGUAGAAGUGUCAAGACCGGGGGAUAGGCGGAGUGUAGUUGCAAGUCAUGAGUAUGGUGGAGGAAUUGUGCCAGGAAAGAUUUAUAAGGUGCCAGACAGUGAAUCUUCACGAACGGAAAUUGCUGAGAUAGAAACAGUUCUGUGAUGCUAAAAAUUUUCGAGAAGGAAAAAAAAAAUUUUUAAACAAUGAAUUUUUCAAAUAAAUAAAACAAAAAUAAUAAUUGAGUAAAUAGCUAGAUAGAAUAUUAAACGAAUAAGUGAACAGUAUUACUACUAUUAUGAAUGAAUAAAAUUGAAAAACAAAUGUUCUGUAAGAUUGUCACCCGAAUUUCAAAUGAAAUAUUCAAAUAAUCUUGAACAGAAUAGGAUAUGGAACAACAGUUAUAAAUACAAAUCAAAUAGAUAUUUAAAACCAUCCAUUAAUCAAAUAAGAUAUUCAUGUCAAUACUCAGCAAAAAAUAGAUAAACUAAAAAGAUAUUAAAACAAUUGUACUUACUACUAUCACUACCAUUUUUAUUUUUGUCAGAAUCAAAUGAAAUGAAAAUUAGUAAAAAACAAAUCAUGAUAAUCAACAAAUGAACAGGAUUUUUGGAGUUCAAAAAAUUUAUAAUAAAAUAAAAAAAAAGAAUGGAGCGAAAGUAAAGUAUACGGGUGCUUAAUAAACCAAAGAAAUGAGUGAACAAAGGAAUUAAUAAUAGUAACUAAAAAAAUAUUCAUUGCCGUUAAAUUUUUACCCAUUAAUGAUAAGAAUAAAAUAUUAGAAAUUAUAUUGAACGAAAUAUAUGUUGGAGGAUGUUCUAGUGUACGUAAAUGGUCUAUAAUAUUGAAUUCAUAAACAUAAAUGAGUAAUAUUAUAUAAUAUAAAUAAAUAUAUGUGAAGGCACAAUAUAUAAAAAUUUAGAUAUAAAUAUAUCAAUAUUAUCAAAUAUUCUAAAAGAAAUAAUACAGUUUAAAAAACGUGUGACGUGCUCAA
Messenger RNA from Chelonus insularis, 4710 nucleotides. RefSeq names its product NMDA receptor 2 (gene Nmdar2). The transcript is spliced from 19 exons. Gene Ontology annotation, biological process: monoatomic ion transport. The record is from RefSeq and is a predicted model, not a curated record. Gene Ontology annotation, molecular function: NMDA glutamate receptor activity. Lineage: Eukaryota; Metazoa; Arthropoda; Insecta; Hymenoptera; Braconidae. Bases 486 to 3881 code for a protein of 1131 amino acids. Gene Ontology annotation, cellular component: plasma membrane.